Messenger RNA from Fusarium poae, 495 nucleotides. RefSeq names its product Cyanate hydratase (gene CYN1). Lineage: Eukaryota; Fungi; Ascomycota; Sordariomycetes; Hypocreales; Nectriaceae. The record is from RefSeq and is a predicted model, not a curated record. The transcript has 3 exons. Bases 1 to 495 code for a protein of 164 amino acids. Gene Ontology annotation, molecular function: DNA binding; cyanate hydratase activity.
AUGGCAAACGAAGGGCGUAUCGCUACUCUGGAUUCAACCAUCGCCGAUAGGCUUCCUGCCUUCUCAAAGACACUCUUUGACGGGAAGGCCGCCAAGGACUUGAGCUUUGAGGCAAUUGCAAAGCAUUUGGGCCGUAGCGAGGUUGCAGUAGCAGCAUUGUUCUACGGACAGGCCACCGCCUCGUCUGAGGAUGUUGAGAAACUAUCAGAGAUCCUUGACCUUCCCAAAGAGGCGUUGGCUGCUCAACUAACAGGCUUCCCUAACCGUGGCCAGGCUGGACCCAUGCCCCCAACUGAGCCUCUCAUCUACCGCUUAUAUGAGAUCGUUCAGAACUAUGGCUAUGCUUACAAGGCCAUCCUCAAUGAGAAGUUUGGAGAUGGGAUCAUGAGUGCCAUUUGUUUCUCGACCACGGUGGACAAGGAGGUGGACGAGGCAGGCUCACCAUGGGUUGUUAUCACAUUGAAGGGCAAAUGGCUUCCUUUCAGUCGCUUUUAG